AUGGACGACGACAGAAUAUCUCAGUUGCCAAUACCUAUACUUCACCACAUACUAUGUUUCAUCUCACAGAAAGAAGCUGUGAGAACUUGUCUACUCUCCAAAAGAUGGCGCCACAUAGGAUUAACCCGUCCCAACCUCGAUUUUUUCGAAGAAUGGUUCGACGACAUACCAGAAAAGCUUGUUUCCGUCAUCAGCCGAGCUCUACAACGCUGCCGUGAUCAAACGCGCUCCAUACUGCACCGCAUUCUCUCUCUCCUCCUCUGCAAAGGAUCAACUCGCCUCAACCUCGACUCUUCCGAAAUAUUGUUCAACAUUACACGACAAAACUUUGUCUCCGUAGUCAACCGAACCCUACAAGGUUACCUUGAUCAGAACAUCUCCAUACACAAACUCCAUCUUGACUUAUACAGCCCCAACUCACGACCGGUCAUCUCCCUUCUUGACAAAUGGAUCCCGAUAAUAGCCGCCCUCAACAUAAAAGCAUUCAAACUCCACUUUUAUUCAUUUACUCCGCCGUACUACGACCUGCCCUCGGCAGUGUUCUUAGCCGAGUCCCUCGAAGAAUUACACCUGUGCAAAUGCAGGCUGAGCCCGGUCCAGAGCGUGCGGUUUAAAACUUUGCUCAAGCUCACCCUCGAACGGGUCCAAGUUGAUGGCCGCACUUUCGACACGAAAAUGUUGGGCUGCCCUUCGCUCAGGUGCCUGGUCCUUUAUAGUUGUUGGGAAUUGAGAAACGUUAGGGUGAGCGAGGAGGCAUCGCCUGGGCUCAAGCACUUUGUAUUGUCGGAUUUCGAGAGGAUCGGAGGGCGUAGCAUCAAAAUCCAUGUCCCGAAUCUCGAGACGAUCUCUAUCAAUGGCCAAUGGAUUUGGUGUCAAUGCCAAAGCGCAUUCUUGUUCUCUCGUCUCACGAGUUUGGAUCUCCAUAGUGUGAUCCUGUCGAGCGAGUCGUUCGACCUGUUCUCGUUCCGCUGCCCAACACUUGCCAAAUUGACCCUAGAUAAUUGCUCCGGUUUCGAGGAAUUCCAUCUUGCAAGUGAUUCGGUCAAGUGGUUGAGAAUCUCGACACAGAAAAUACCGCUUAAAGGAGUUACGAUUUGUGCCCCAAACAUUCACGGUUUUAUGUUCAAUGCUCGUAUUCCCCAGGUGCCGGACACAUUCUCUUUCACGACCACUACUUUCAAUGUGUGGCACUCAUUAAUAUUCCUCUCUUCGUAUGAGGAUGAUCCCGAUUUCGACGCCAAUUUGUGGUCCCUUGAGCUGAGACGAGUGCUCAUGGCAUUAAGUGGGUCUGAGAUUUCUCUGUGUCUGGCGAUGGACGGCGGCCCUCAGGAUGUCCCCUGUAGUGCUGUUCUCGGUGACGAGCCGCCUGUGGUAGUGCGGAACUUGAAUGUUGAUACUUGUAAAUGUCGCACGGCGUCUUGGUACUUGGAGUUUACGAAUGGCUUGUUUCGUGUUUGUCGACCGAGCCGCAUAUGGGGUGGUAGGCUUGUGAGAGAGUCCGACAGGAAGUACUACAGGCUCUCGGAGUUUCAGUUAAACAUCUUGCUUGCAUACAAGAACGUCGAUUUGGAAGAAGUUCACUUCGAUGGGCAGCUCGUGCAGUGGACAGACCAGUCGGAAUUGCGAAACAGGACGUAUGACAGGGAAAUAUGGCUUGAGUUGAAAUGGAGAGGUCAGACAGGGAUGUAUGGCUUCUAUUGA
Messenger RNA from Striga hermonthica, 1701 nucleotides. Lineage: Eukaryota; Viridiplantae; Streptophyta; Magnoliopsida; Lamiales; Orobanchaceae. The record is from the annotation of a GenBank genome assembly.